Molecule: messenger RNA, 972 nt
Organism: Clarias gariepinus (North African catfish)
Lineage: Eukaryota; Metazoa; Chordata; Actinopteri; Siluriformes; Clariidae
Product: olfactory receptor 52B2-like
Exons: 1
Coding region: 1-972 (323 amino acids)
Biological process (GO): G protein-coupled receptor signaling pathway
Cellular component (GO): membrane
Molecular function (GO): olfactory receptor activity; G protein-coupled receptor activity
Source: RefSeq, a predicted model, not a curated record
AUGGAGAGAGACAUGUCAUUUAAUAGUUCGGAUGUGUCACGGUUUAUAACCACGCUGACCAUGGAAUCAUUGAACAUACCACCAUUUAGUGCUAUUUCUAUAUUUAUUUUUGGCAUCAUCACAUACUGUUUAAUCUUGUUCUUUCAAUCCAUAAUACUUGUAACUUUUAUUGUAAAAAGGGAUCUGCACAAACCUAUGUAUGUACUGCUGUUUAAUUUGAUUGUCUGUGACUUGAUGGGAACUACGGGUUUUUACCCUCAGUUGGUUUGUACCAUAUUGUCUCACAGUAGAGAAAUAUCCUACCUUGCCUGUGCAAUACAGGGCAUGCUAAUUCAUCUCUACUUAUGUGGGUCACUUUUAUUUCUCAAUGCCAUGGCUUAUGAUAGAUAUAUUGCCAUUUGUAAACCUUUGAGAUACCACAAUCUAAUGACACAGGGUACCUUGGUGAAACUUAUUUUCAUAGCCUGGUUCAUAAAUUUUUCUAUUAUCGGGUCUGUAUUUGCACUCACUUUAAGCAAAACAAUUUGCAGGACAAACAUAGUGGACAUGUACUGCAAUAAUCCCUCUUUAAUGAAGUUAAGUUGUGAGGAUACUAGUGUAAAUAACUAUUAUGGGUUGUUUACUAUAGCUCUUAUACAAGGCUCUUCCAUACUAAUAGUAUCAUUGACAUAUAUAAAAAUUCUAAUAACGUGUCUUUCUACCAAACAGAAAAAAUCUAUAAGUAAGGCAAUGCAAACUUGUGGGACACAUUUAGUUGUUUUUUUGUGUUUUGAGGUUAACACAUUCUUACUACUGGUUUCUCACAGGUUAGAAUCAGUAUCUCCACACUUAAGAAGGGCUUUUGGUGUUUCAGUUGUUAUCUUUCCACCAAUUUUUAACCCUUUAAUUUAUGGGCUGAAAACUAAAGAAAUUCGGCAAACAAUAUUAUCAUUUACAGGAAGACUUUUUCUAUUUAACAGAAAACUAAACUAA